Molecule: messenger RNA, 2225 nt
Organism: Scomber japonicus (chub mackerel)
Lineage: Eukaryota; Metazoa; Chordata; Actinopteri; Scombriformes; Scombridae
Gene: nxn
Product: nucleoredoxin
Exons: 8
Coding region: 170-1426 (418 amino acids)
Molecular function (GO): thioredoxin-disulfide reductase (NADPH) activity
Source: RefSeq, a predicted model, not a curated record
CAGCGGUGAAAACACACACACCACAACGCCUCGCAGGGGCUGGGACUUCACCUAAAAAACCUCAAAUUGGAGGUGGAGGAAGUGCUGGGUGUCGCCUGAACAUAGCGGUUACAUGUGCAGCAGCCUCGGUUGAGGGUCACAUUGUGUGUUCGUGGAGUGUUGCGCUGCGAUGUCGGAGUUUCUGGUGAGUCUACUCGGGGAGCGGCUCGUCAACAGCGAGAAAGCCGAAGUGGACGUGCAGUCUCUGGGCGCCAAGCUGUCUCUGGUCGGGCUCUUCUUCGGAUGCAGCCUAAACGCGCCGUGUAAGCAGUUCAACGCCAGCCUGUGUGAGUUUUACAGCAGGUUCAAAAAGGCGUCUGAACAUAAAGACAAUUUGGAAAUCGUCUUCAUCUCGUCUGAUCAGGACCAGAAACACUGGCACGACUUUUUGCAGGAGAUGCCAUGGCCUGCGUUACCUUUCAAAGACAGACACAAAAAGAUGAAGCUGUGGAACAAGUACAAGGUGACCAGUAUCCCAUCUCUGGUGUUUGUGGAUGCAACUACGGGGAAAGUGGUGUGUCGAAAUGGUUUACUGGUGGUCAGAGAUGACCCCAAAGGCCUGGAGUUCCCCUGGGGGCCAAAGCCAUUUGCAGAGGUGGUGGCAGGGCCUCUGCUAAGGAACAACAGGCAGACAACAGACAGCAGCUCUCUAGAGGGACACUACGUGGGAGUGUACUUCUCAGCACACUGGUGCCCGCCAUGCCGCAGUUUGACCCGGGUCUUGGUGGAAUCAUAUCGUAUCGUCAAAGAGUCGGGUCAGAAAUUUGAGAUCGUGUUUGUCAGCGCUGACAGGUCAGAGGAGUCCUUUAAACAGUACUUCAGCGAGAUGCCAUGGUUGGCGGUGCCAUAUUCAGAUGAGGCUCGGCGGUCACGACUUAACAGACUUUAUGGAAUACAAGGUAUUCCCACGCUGAUUCUGCUGGACACAGAGGGUCACAUGAUCACGCGACAGGGCCGCGUGGAGGUGCUGAACGACCCGGAGUGCCGGCUCUUUCCCUGGCACCCCCGGCCCGUGCUUGAGCUCAGCGAGUCCAACGCCGUGCAGCUCCACGAGGGGCCCUGCCUGGUACUGUUUGUAGACGCUGAAGAGGAGGGCGAGUUGGAGCCAGCCAAGGAGCUGAUUCAACCAAUAGCAGAGAAGCUCAUGGCCAAGUACAAAGCCAAGGAAGAGGAGACCCCAUUGCUGUUCUUUGUGGCUGGAGAGGAUGACAUGAGCGACUCCCUGCGGGACUACACUAACCUCCCAGAGGCAGCUCCUCUGCUCACAAUCCUGGACAUGUCAGCCCGCGCCAAGUAUGUUCGUGAUGUUGAGGAGAUAACGCCGGCCGUAGUGGAGCAAUUUGUCAACGACUUCCUGGCUGAAAAGCUCAAACCAGAGCCCAUUUAAUGAAGAAGUCCAAAUAGGAAGCGGACAUAGUAUAUGGGACUCACUCCAUCAUCAAACCCUAUGCCCCUCUCCCUUCCAAACCUCCUAUCUCUCCCACUCCUCCCCCUGACUCUGUCAGACUGUUAGAGAGAUGUCUCACUUUUUACUGACAUUUUAACAUUUUUUUAAACAUGUCCUCUCUUUCUCCUGUGGUGCCUUGCAUUGACUAUAGUCCCUACAGUAAUAUAUAUGGAGAUUCUGUUGUUUGGUUUGGCCUCAAGAAAAGUAUUUGUAUUAUUUUCCAAUCAAUCACAUUUCUGAAUUCUAGAGAAAACCAGAGUUACCCAAUGGACCUACUUAUUCAGCUUAUCCUUGUUACUUUUGGUUUCUGAACAGUGAUGAGAAAGAAUAAAAAAAAAAAUUGCAGCAUUUCAUAUGUACACAUACUCAGUUGGAUGUAGCCGUAAGCCUUUAUGGCCAUAAAAAACAACAGUAUGACAGGUGCACAUACAUUAAAGAACACAUUAUACUUGCUUGUAACAGACCAAUGACUGAUGUUUUGAAGCCCCUGUGUCUUUUGUGUUUUAUGAUGUGAGUGAAAGUCAUCUCUAGCCAGCUGUUAAUGGUGGUUCUCAUCUCAAAAUCAUUAUGAGGAUUUUCUGUGAAGGUCCCGUAAUGAGAAGGCCGGGUUAUAACUGAUGGCACAAAAAAAAGGCAUUCUGAAAAGUGUUGAAUGUAUAAAUCCCUAUAUUCUGUUAAUCCCGGGUUGUAUCUUCAGUCAUGACUUCACACCCAUUAAAAAUUCACUGGCAAGCACAAA